AUGGUAUCACUUAAAGUCGUCCACAUAGACCGUACCUCAGACUCUCUAGUCAGCUCUUCACUUCUUCCAGCUACAUCAAAGUCCAUAACCGCACCUUACCCAUUCUUUUCAAACAUCGACUCUCCUUCUCUAUUUAACUCAGUACUUAAGCUAUUCGGAUUCAAAACCACUAAUAAUUCACCACUGGGGUUUAUGCCUCGUCAGAUUCCAUGCACAACCCUAGUACCAGUUGACGUAGCGUGCUCGCCAAGUAUUCCUAUCAGCUCUAGUCACUUACAUUCACGUCUUGUACAAAUCCCUUAUUCACCGGAUGAUCUGGAUACCAACACAGACCAAGGCUCAGAACACUGCCAAUCAUCACUUCGGACCCGGAGCCCAACCGAUAGUUUUUACAGCCUUUCAAGUCUAAGUCUAUCGGAAAUACUCCAACACCACUACCAAUCAAAUAAUUCUACUCCAGACCCGCAUUCAGAGCCCAUAUCUUCUUCACCAUCCCUUAUACCUUUGGCAGUAGCAUCUGGCCAAUCUAAUAUUAUCUCUUUAAAAACAACCGUUACGGCCUCGCCAAAAUCAAGACAGCAAACUAGAGCCAGCUCAAAACACAUACUAGACAAUUCUGGAAAUAAUUCUAUACACAUACGCGACACUCGAACUAAUAGUAGACAUCUUUGUACCCUCGUAAUUGAGAUCAACAUGAUGAGGGCACAAAAAAUCGUGGGUCCAUUGCGGCCCAGACAUUGCCUUCCAAAGCGCAAAGACACAUUUGUAGCAAAUCGCCCGAGCCGGUUACGAGAAGAAUAA
Messenger RNA from Phycomyces blakesleeanus NRRL 1555(-), 801 nucleotides. RefSeq lists its product as hypothetical. The record is from RefSeq and is a predicted model, not a curated record. The transcript has 2 exons. Lineage: Eukaryota; Fungi; Mucoromycota; Mucoromycetes; Mucorales; Phycomycetaceae. The coding region runs from base 1 to 801 and encodes 266 amino acids.